Saprolegnia diclina VS20 is the source of this 928-nucleotide messenger RNA. RefSeq lists its product as hypothetical. The transcript has a single exon. Gene Ontology annotation, biological process: lipid metabolic process. The coding region runs from base 49 to 888 and encodes 279 amino acids. Lineage: Eukaryota; Oomycota; Saprolegniomycetes; Saprolegniales; Saprolegniaceae. The record is from RefSeq and is a predicted model, not a curated record.
GCCAGGCCAAUCUCCAUUGAGCGAAAGAACACGUUGGCCAAGGAUCGCAUGUCGGUGUGGCCGCUCGUCGUGCUUCUCGCGACGAUGGCCAUGGCGACCGAGGCGCAUGGCGCUCGUCCGGCGUACAACGAGUCGCACGCGCUGCACCUCGCUCGGCUCUGCGCGGUGUCGUACUGCCAGCACGACCACGUCGACCAGUGGAACUGCUCGCCAUGCGCGUACGUGGCCAAGCCGUCGCAUCUGCACAUCAUUGCCGACGUCAAGGAGAACUUCCAGGGCAUCGUCGGGUACUCGGAGGACCACAUCGUCGUUGCGUUCCGCGGCAGCAUGGACAUCAAGAACUGGCUCGACAACCUCUCGUUUCUCAAGACGCGGCCAUGGACCGACUUGCCGGAUGUGUACGUCCACCAAGGCUUCUAUUGGGUCUACGAAAGCAUUGCCAAGCAGCUCUGGGCCGCGCUCUCGGAGCUGCGCACGGCGUACCCGCACGCGCCGAUCAUCGUGACGGGCCACUCGCUCGGCGCCGCAGUCGCGGCCAUCGCGACCGUCGACCUUGCCGCGCAGCACAACGUCUCGGUGGCGCAGCUGCUCACGUUUGGCGAGCCGCGGGUCGGAACGAAGGGCUUUGUAGCGCACUUGCUCUCGAUCAUACCGUACCUCGGGCGGGUGACCCACUGGCGCGACCUCGUGCCGCAUGUCCCGUUCCACUGGCUCGGCUACGUCCACGGCGCGCAAGAGAUCUGGUACACGGAAGACUCGAGCGUCUACACGUUCUGCGACCCAAACGACGGCGAAGACCCGCACUGCAACAACCAGUUCAAGGCCACGGCCAGCAUCGCCGACCACUUGGUCUACCUCAACAUUUCGAUGAGUCAUCUCUUGUGCUAAGCGUCGAUAAUGUGACUGCACACUAUUACUGUGGCAUACA